Molecule: messenger RNA, 2530 nt
Organism: Penaeus vannamei (Pacific white shrimp)
Lineage: Eukaryota; Metazoa; Arthropoda; Malacostraca; Decapoda; Penaeidae
Source: RefSeq, a predicted model, not a curated record
CCCGUGCCCCCCUCCCUCCUUAUUCUCCACACGCCACUACCUCUCACUCUCACUCAUUCGCUCUCCCUCCCUCAUACCUUUCCCUCCCGCCCUCCGUCUCUCACUCGACUUGACCGUGCGUGCGCGCGUGAUCGCUGACUGACGCCGGAGAAAAAGCCAUGUCAAGUAACUGAUCCUGUCGCUGACGUCUGGGCUGCGCUGCCCCGCCGCGCAGUGUUCGGAAGGGGCGCUCCUUCAGUGUCGUCGGGGAUUUCAAAGCAAGGACCCACACCUCGAAAACGCCACCUCGGACACUCCCCCCUCAUCCCCUCGCCCCCUCCCGUGUGUUUAUCGUGUACCAACCGUGUGUGAGCGCAGCAUGAGAGCACGGCCGAGGACCUAGCUUGCAACGAGAGAGCAGCUCUGCAGGACCUGAGGAUCUUAGCAUACGUUACACCUGAGUCCCCCGAGUCCUGUUGAUAGAACUUGCGGCCAGGACUCCACCGCCUCCGCUGCCGGACGUACGAACGUUUCGCGGUGUGGAUAGUGUCGUACAACCUCUUAUCAGUAAAGGAGCUACACUGCCUGGUUGUCUCCCAGGCCAAGAGCAGAUAAUAGUCGACCUAAGGACUCUUAUCAGAGAACCGCCAAGAUGCCCGUCGAUCUCCGUGCCAUCUUCGGCAACGUCUUGCACCUCUUCAAGAGCCGCGCCAACCAGAUCUGCGCGGCGUCUUGCGAUGGGCUCGUCCUGCGGAUGCACUACAGGUGGACCUUCUGCCUGCUCAUGGGGAUGUUCCUGACCGUGUGGUACUCAUGGUAUUAUCGUGACGUCAUCAGCUGCGUCUCGCACUUCAACGCCGAAACGCAAGUCCGACUCGACUACAUCAACAUCUGCCUCUCGUACCCCUACGUGGAGGACAGCGGGUCGAGGCGCUACCUGCUCUUCUACCGGUGGAUCUCGUGGUCGCUGCUGGUGCUCGCCUUCAUCUACUACAUCCCGAGGAAGAUGUCCAAGAACCUGGACAACUCCAAGUGCAAGAAGCUCCUCGAAGACCUGGCGGCCAACUCGAGUCGCUACGACCAGGCGGAGCGCGAGCUGGUGGACCGCGCCUCCGGCUACAUCCUGUUCAACCUCAAGACGCACAACGGCCUCUACUGGAAGUUCCUCGCCGUCAACAUCGUGGCGCUGUUCGUGGACGUGUUCGCCAUGCAGUACCUGGACUUCAUCCUGCAGGGCCGCUUCAUCCAGUACGGCUUCAACUCGUACCCGUUCAACAGGGACCCGCGCAACUUCACCGACUACAUGUCCCAGACGUUCCCGCCGUUCGCGUCGUGCGAGCUCUCCAUCGAGAACCAGCUGACCAACCGGCGCACGGAGAAGCUCGGUUGCCACCUCACCAUCAUGGAGCUCUACGAGAAGGUGUUCCUCGGCCUGUGGCUCUGGCUCAUCCUGCUCACGCUCACCACCUGCUGCUACCUGAUCUUCCUGGGCCUCAUGUGGCUGCCGCGGAUGCAGCAGUACCUCCUGCGCACGGCCAAGCCGGGCCACACCAACAGCAAGAUGGGCAGCGUCAUCGAGGACGCGAUCAAGAACUGCAAGAUCGGCGACGUGUACCUGCUGUACCGCGUGAAGCAGCACCUGAGCCACGCGCGCUUCUACGAGCUGCUGGCGCGCGUGUCGAGCCCCAACCCGUACGCCAAGCCGGUGCCCGGCGCCCCCGAGCUCGAGAAGGGCAAGGGCGGCCCGCCGGACAUGGGCAAGCAGCAGCAAAUGCCCGACACCCUCCGCAACCGCGCGCCCGCCAUGCCGCAGGCGCCGCCCAUGAACCAGAACUUCUACCACCAGCUGCUGGCCAACCCCAUGAUGGCCCGGCCGCCGCACCCGCAGGCCAUGCCGCCCGGCCCGCAGGCCAUGCCGCAGCCGCAGCCCAACAACAAGGACGCCACCAAAAUCUUAGUCGACUAGUCACCGUGGAGGUCUUGCUAGCCCGUGGGUUGUGCCAUACCUUAGACAGAAACAAAAAAAAAAAAUGAAAAUAGAAAAUAGCACUACUUAAAACUCAUAGAAAACUUAAAGACAAACGCAAGGUGUCGGUAACAGCAAGAAUCCUAGUCAUCAGGUGCAGCGAUUCGUCCCCAACGCCUCCCAAGAUUUCUCUCAUCUUGCCAACGGAGUGUGCACCUGAAUUUCUUUAUAUUGUGUGUGAUAUUUAGGUUUCAAUGAUAGUCUUUCGGAAAAGGAAAGACGGAAUGACGUGUAGGCUUGCUAGCGACGCGGCUGCCAAGACAUAGGGCUUUGUGGAUCUGACGAAGGGAGGGGCCCAGCCGGUACCCAGUUAUAUAGGCCUAUAGUAUUGUUUUUUUCAAUUCCUUUUUGUUUAGGUUUUAAAGCAAUUUUUGAGACUUUUCAUUCGUCCUAUUUAAAUAUUCUCUCUUAACGAUGUAUCCAGUUUAAGUCUCGUUUUAUUUUUUUUUAUUCAUAUUUUGUGAACCUACAGUAUAUGUACGCAUUUGAAGCCAGGUUUGGGAGAAGCUUUAUAUAUAUAUAUAU